Molecule: messenger RNA, 9955 nt
Organism: Paramecium pentaurelia
Lineage: Eukaryota; Ciliophora; Oligohymenophorea; Peniculida; Parameciidae
Source: the annotation of a GenBank genome assembly
AUGAAGCCGUCUUAAUUCCUCUAUUCAGAAUCAAUUAAGGAGCAGAAGGCUCAAAAGGCAAAUGUAACAAAAGUAAAUUACAAAUUUCAUAAAUAUAGUCGAUUGGAGAGUUGAAACCUUUGCCUAAGACAGCCAAUGUUCCAAAGGAUUAAAAUUCAUCGAUGAUAUACUCAUUGGUGAGUUUACCAGUGUAAGAGACUUCAUUUAUUUGAUAGAAAAGAAGGACAGAAUGACACUGUAGUUUUCCCACAAUCGUUAAUAUCUUAAUCCAUGAAUAUAAAGCCACAAGUGGUUGUAGGCAAAAACACAGAGAUCGCUAGAAGCCUGAAAAAACUUAAGCCCUUAGAUAGUUUGGAUGCUACUCCUGAAUCUGUUUAACCAGGGACCGGGAAAGGAGUUGGGGGAGAAUAAUAACAAUAAUUGCAAGGACCCAAACUUUAAGUUUAUUUGAAGUCAUUAAAUUAAUUGACAAACGGACAAUUCAAGAAGACACAAACACAAUUGUUAUUUGGAUCAAUUGAACCAAAACUUAAUAAUAAUACUGUGUUAUGUGUAUUGCGUAUCCAAAAACUUAAAUUUUUCAAUGAAUAUAACUAGAAGAAUGAGAAGGUAUAAAAAUGAAUUAAUCUAUAUUAGAUUCCUUCAUUGUUUUGUUGGGAAGCCAUCUAUCGUAAAAAGAGUUUAAUGAAGACAACUCCUAAGGAAUUUGAUGCAGCUUAACAAGAUCUGUUAGAUUUUGUAUACACUAGAAAUGCAUAUGAACCAGUUGAUAUAAUACUAUGGAAAAUAAAAAAUAAUGAUGAAGUAAUUAUAUAUAAAUAUUAAAUUUUAGAAAUAUGUUGGAUAAUUUGAUAUAUCAAACAAUGAUUAUCAAAAUGCAAGAGAAAUACUUGAUUUUAAAUCAAAAAUUAUAUGUGAAACUUAAAUUGAGAAAGAAAUGUUUAAAACAAUGAAAUAAACAAAAUCCUAUAUUGGUAAUGUCUAAUUUUAACUUAUUUAACUUGGUCAUGAGAAGAUUCCUUUAAGUAUGAAAUGCAUAAUAAUAUUAAGAUAAACAUUCUGGAAUUCCAGGAUCUCCUAGAACAGAAGAAGAAAAGGCUAGACACAGAAUCAUUGAUGCUGCAAUGUCAGGCUAAGAAUACAGAUGGUAUAUUGAUGAACAUGAUAAAUUCGUACUUGAGAGGAUUGAUAAAGUCUCUUAAGAGGUUGUUGCUGAAUGCACUCUUGAAGUAGUUGCUGAUGAAUGUGGACAAUUACACAUUAUAUAUGAAGAAAAAUAUACAGAUCCAGAUAAAUAUGGUAGAUCUAGACCAACAUCAAGAUAUAUGAGAAAAUAACAUGCUGAUGCUACUAUGGCAUUGAUUAAAGAGUUGGAUAAAAAUGGUUCAUUUACAGAAGUUUAGGCAAAUAUGAGAAAUCUUAGUAGAUAAGGAAGAUUAACAAGAAAAGUUAUUGAAGAAGCUUUGUAUACUAUGGGUUGUACUGCUAAUUAAUUAUUAUUAACUGAAUGUUCAGAAUUUGGUGAUUGUUUAAUGGACUUUUUACUUGUUACAGAUGAUCUAUCAGGAGUAUUAGAAGCCAUGUAAGAAUUGAAAAUUAUUGGAGAAGAUGAUAUGAAUUUAGAAAGUUUCUCUAAUAAUUUGUUUUAAAAUAUUGGAUAACAUUUAAGGAAAAAUACAAAUCUUAAAUCAGUUAUUGAAUUUAUCAAAACUUUAGAAAAGAAACCUGAAGUUGGAUUGUUGAUUUAAAAUUAUUCUUAUGCUCCAGAGAAUGUAUUAUCUGAAACACCUCCCUUUUUAUAAAGUAAUCUAUUAAUUAAUAUUAUUUUUAGAUUUUGACCAUAAAAAUUAUGAACAUGUUAUGGUAUUAAGUAAAUUGAAUAAAAUGAUUGAAAUAUUUAAAGUAGAUACUAAAUUUACAAGAGCUUUAAAGAAAGCACAUGUUGAAGCUAAAAAGUCUAUAUAUUUUGAAAUUCCAUGUUUCCCAAAAAAUAAAGAUUUAGAUGAAAAAUCAGAUUCCUUAUAAUUAAAAUCAAUAGGAUAAAAUAUAAUGCAUGAAGUAGUAAGAAGAUAAAAAUGGAAUAAGAGUCAUAUUAUAUUUGAAAAUUAUUCUGAAUGGUUUUUUGUAGCAGAUGAAUAAGGAAAUACACCAUUUUCAAGAAUGUUGGAAACAGCACCUUUUGAUGUUAUUAAAUCACUUUUUGCAGCUUAUCCUGAUUAAUUAAAAAAUAUAUUCAGCAAAUUUGAUCCAAAUUCAGAAUUAUUUGAAGGUAGAGUACCUAAAAAGGAAACAAAGAAAGAUGAACAAAAUAAUGAUAAUAAUGGAGGUGAUGGAAAUGAUGGAGGUGAUGGUGAUAAUGGAGGUGAUGGUGGUGCUAAAUAAAAAAAAGAAAAAGAAAAUAAAGAACCUUCAGAGGAUGAUCUAUAUAAUCAAGGAAAAGAACGUGAAAAAGCUAGAAAAGCUUUUGAACAUUUAAGAAUGUAAAAGGAUUAUAAAAAAAAUAUGAUACAUUGUCUACUUUAAAAUCCAGAUUUAAAUCAAAGUGAUUUAUUAGAUCUAUUAAGAAAUAUUGAAUUAUUAGUGAAUGAAUCCUCUGAAUCUAAUUUUGAGACAUUAAAAUCCCAGAAAUUAAGAGCUGGUGAUUUUACUCCUCUAGGAUUGUACUUAGAAAUAAUGAGAUCUAAAUGUAAAAAGAAAUUAGAUAGAGUCUAAAGAGAAAUUGGUACAUCAUUAUUCAUUUGCUAAAUGUUAACUCCUAAUAUUGAUGAAGAGGAGAAUACUUAAUAAUAAGAAGGAUAAGAAGGAUAAGAAUAAUAAGAAUAAUAAUAAGAAUAGAAAGCAAAAUCUUCAUUUGUUUGGGAUAGUUAGAAUCAAUUGGUAAUUUCUUAAAUAAUUGGUAAAUUACCUGAAACAUUAUUCUAAUCAUUUGAUGAUCUAUUUAGAUUCAUUAAAUGGAUUCCACCAUAUAAUGAAUUAAAAAUAAUUAGAUAUGUCAAUUUACCUUAUCGAUAAUUAAUCAAACAUAAAUAAUAACAAAAAUUGUUUGCCAUUCUCUAAUAAAUGUAUGAUGAAGUCAAGUAAAAUUAAAACUAUGACCCAACAGAUGUAGAAUCAGAAUAAAAUCAAAAAAUUCUUUACACAAUUUAAAUAUGGACAUUAAUGUUAUUGGAAAUCAGAAAUCUUAGAUCUUAAAGACUUGAAUAAGUAGCCUCUCAAUUAUUAUCUUAAUUAAGAGAGUUUACUUAAUAAUAUAUAGAAUUAUUAGUUGCACCUAUGCCAACUAAUAUUACAUCUUCUUAUUACCCUUUAUAACAUUAAUAUGAUUGUUCACCAUCUACUAUACUUGAAUUGUUUAAUGGAAUUAAAUUUAAUAUUUUAUUGACAGAAUUCCCAGUUCAAAGUUUGGAUAAAUUGGAUAUUAAAUAGUUGGCUAAAGCAUUAUCUAAUUGUAAGGAUAAAGAACCAUUAAGAGAUUUAAUAAGAUUGGUAUUAACAAAAGAUUAAGGAAAUGAAAAUGCAGGAGCAGAAGGUGAAGGAGAAGGAGAAAAAUAAUAAUAGGAAUAUAAUCGCAAAUUAUUUGAAUUUAUAGUAGAUCCUAAUGUGAUUUUUAAUGAUGAAGAUGGAUCUUAUAAAGAUUUACUUGAUAAAAAAUAAGUUGAAUAAUUGCUAUUGACUUAUAAGGCAGAGAAGAUAUUACCUUUGACCUAUGGCAAAUCAUCUAAUUUUAGUGAAAAUCUUCAUGGAAUUAUUCUAAAUUCAUUUUAAACUAGAAAAUCUGUUGGUGUUACUCAAUAAUAAGUAGCAUUAUGGAUAAGAAAUAAUGAGACAAAAGUAGAUGAAAGAUGGAAAUAAAGAUAUGUUGAUUUUUUCAGAUAAAAUAUGUUUAUGUAAUAAAUUCACACUUUGAUUGAUCUUGAUAUUCCAAAACCUAAGAAAACAUACCCAAAUUAAAAUAAGAUUUAACCUUACAUUUUUGCCUAAGGUAAAAAUUGGGCAUCAAAAUUGGAUGUGAGAAGAUUCAUUUCAGCAAUCAAAGAUAAUAUUCAAUAUAUCAAUAUUGAAAAUACUCUAAGAUCUAUUGCUCUUAAUGGUCAAUAUGAAAAACUAGAAUAGAUUUUACCAUAUGUUAAGGAUGCACAAAUGAUUAGAUAAACUAUUCAUCUAGUUGCAACUAUUGCCAAUAUGUAAAUAUUUGACCCCAGAGGCUACCUUUAAUUUAGACAAUAUAGAAGACCCCCAACAAAAGAUUCAUAGGAUCCAGAAGAAUUGAAUGAAGGAGGUGAUAACAAUAAACCAGAUGAUGGAGAUGGAGGUGGAGAUGGAGAUGGAGGAGGUCCAUAAUUAGUCUCUAUAUAAAAUUAAUCAGAAGAGAAAAAAUAAUAAAAGAAAUAAUCAUAACCAUAAUCAUAAUAAUAAUAAUAAUAAAAUAAAAAGAGGGAAGUAGCAUAGGAGGAAAAUGUCAAUAAAUAUUUAAAUAUUGCUAGUGAAUUUUAAGUGAGAUGUUAUGACCCAACAGUUUAUUUCUUUAAGACUGCUAUAAAGGAGAAGAAGGAGAAAUAUAAAGUAGACAUUGCCAAAUUCCCUGAAGCUUUGGAUUAAAUUAGAACUCCAAUUUCUAUUUAAUCCUAAUUAGUUGAAAUGACUCAAUCUAUUUAAUUAGAAUUCGAUGACUUUUUCAGAACUCAUUUUCCAAAAAGUGAAAGAUUAGAUAUUAAAAAAUUUGAGUCUAAUUUUGAAAAAGAUAUAUUAAUGUUUAGAUAUUUAAAGAAUUGGAAAUCUUCAUUAUAACGAUAAAACUUUAGGUCCGUAUUUACUUAAUAUGAUUAAGGAACUGGAUAAUAAUCAUAUAAGAAAGUGUUAAACUAAUUACUUAAAUAAUAUCAAAGAUAUGGAAUGCCUAUUUGUGAUACUUUUAAUGAAUUUGAGAAGACUUUAGAUGUAUUAAUGAUCUAUGGAAUUUAAAAUAUGGAUUAACUAUUAUUCUAAGUAGCUUCUAGUAAAUUGACACCUAUUGAAAAAAACAAAAUAUUCCUUAAUUUAGUAUAGAGAGUCAUUAAUCCUAAUAAUUCAGUAUUAGCAUAACAUUAUCAAAUAAAAAAUGCAAAUAUCUAUUUAUAACAAAUUAAUAGAAUAAUUAAAUCUGUGAAUGUUAAAUUAUUAUAACCUGGAGAAGAUGUGGAAGCUUUUCAAAGAUAUAUUUUGUAAAAUAUACAUAGAACAAUGAAAUAUCUAAAGCCAGACAUGGCAAAUGAUUAAAAAGUUAUUAUUUUUAAAUUAGCAAGUGAAGUAUUAUAAAGAUUUGAUUAAUUGGAUAUUAAAUAAUUAUUUGAAUAGGAAUUAAUUGAAAUUUCAGAACUUAUUAAAACUAGAUAAAUUAAAGAUAAAAAUUUAUAGGCUUUAGCAGCUAAAUAUAUUAAAAAUAAAGAAGAUACAAAAAAAUUGAGUUCAAAACCUAAUUAUAAAGAUAUAAUCGCCUCAUUCAAAAAGCGAAGAUUAGAUGAAGUAUUAUCAUCAAAUGAUUUAAUAUACUUUUUUAAAAAUUAUUCAGAUGUAUAAUGUGAAGAGAUAGUUACAGAAUUAUUUAAAUUGCCUUAUGAUAAAACAUACACAACAACAUUAUUAGAAAAAUUUAAUAAUAGAUUAUUUGAAUGUUUAAUGUUUUAUAGAAGAUUCAGAACAUAUACUAAAUUGAUAAAUGAUGUUCUAUUUAAAUAAAUUUUGAAAGGAAAGGAGAUAGCUUUUAUUCCUUUAUUAAUGAAGGCUUCUGGUGAAUCUAAAUAAGUCAAAAAGUAAGAAGUGGAAUAAGAAAAAGCCGAAGGUUAAUAAGAGAUAGCGUAGGCACGAGCAAUUAAUGAAGGUGAAGAUGGAGUAGAAUAACAACAAGAUGGAAAAGAUGAAGAUAGUGACAUCAAGGAUUCGUUAGGUUAAGUUGCUGCUAAUUUCUGUUUUUAUGAAUACUUUGAUACUUUGCAUAGGUUUAGGAUUAAAGUAAGUAACGUUGAGCCCUGCACUUCAUUUAGAUUUAUGUUACAUACUAAUGAAUAACUCUUGUAAUAGGCCACUCAAUUCGAAUAAUAAGGAUAUACUUACAUUAGUAAUUGUAUUAGAAUGUUUAGAUAUUUAAGAUUGAACCACUAUAAUUCAGAUAAACCAUCAAUAAAAUUAGAAAAUGAAUUAAUGGUUUGUUUCAUCUCAUAAAAUUCUUAAAAGAUAUCUUCUCCUUGUUUAAAUAUCAUCAAAGAUUAUUUGGAAUAUUCUGAACAUAAAGCACCCUUUUGGUAAAAUACAAUAAGUUAAAGGAAAUUUUAAUAUAAGGGGGAUUAGGCAAAUUAGAGAGCUGCAAAUAAAUCAUAAUAAGCAUUAACUAGAUUGAAAGUUAAUGGUAUUGAAAAAGGUGUAAAAUUCUGUUUCCCUUCAGUUUAUCAACCUGAUGGUGAUAAUGAAAUUACAAAUGAUGAUAUUCGUAGAACACCAGUUAAAAGACCUGCUUUUACAAUUGAUUAAUAUGUUGAGCAUCUUUCGCCUAAGGAUCCUUAAAGAUUAGAUAAUUAAAUAGUAAAUGAUCCUGAAUUUUUGUAAUUACUUAACAAAUUAUUGAUACCAAGUAAAUAAUUAGAAUUUUUAAUUGAUAAAGAAGCAUUUUAGAAAAAUAUCCACUAAUUAAUUUAUAAUGAUCAUGAAAUGUAUUAUUAUCUUUUAAAUUUCCCUAUGUUUUGGUAUGAGGAGAAAUUAAAUAAAGAUAAUUAAAUAUUCAUUGCAUUCUUAAUGGAAUUUGAACUUGGUUUAAUAUUCAUAAAAUCAACACUCUUAUUUGAACCAAAAUUAAUAGAUCAAGCCUUAGAUGUGUAUUUCAAAAUAGUAUAAAAACAUUUGGAAUCAGGAAAAUAAGAAUAAGAGAAUAAAGAAUUAGAUUAAGAAGAAAAUGUUGAAGAUGAUAAGAGUGAAUAUGAAGAUGUUUUAGUAGAAGUGACAGAUGAUGAAGCAGAAUAAGAAUAGAAUUAAAAUUAAUAAAUUGAUAAAGCUCCUGAUUAAUAGGAAGAAUAAUAAUAAUAGUAGCCAGUGGAAAAUUAAUAAUUAGGUUUACAAUCAGCAGAUUAAAGACCAGGUGGAGAUGAGUUUAAAGAAGAAGUACAAUAGUAAUAAGAUGAUGAUGGAGCACCUCAAGCUCGUGCUAUUUCUGAUUAAGCUAGGAUAUCUAAACCUCCUUAAUAGAAACCAGUGUAAUAAACUCCUGCUGAAUAGGUUCCUGGAGAAUAGGCUCCUGGAGAAAAAUAAUAAGGUAAAAAAACUAAAUUUGUCAAUCAGAAAAGAAAGAAGGAUAAAGGUUAAAAUGAAAAAAAGUUUGUUGAGUCAGAUGAGAGUUUAAGAAAAUAAAUUAUUAAAGGAUGCAACACUUAAUUACAAUUCUAGAUAUUUUUAUAAUUGUUACUAUUUGCCACAACUAGUGAAGAAAUAUUUAGAUUGAUUCAGAAAUAUUUUAUAUAAUAUAAAGUAGUUAGUUCUCCAUCAAUUCCUUUAGAAAUUGAUCCUGUAAUAAAGGCUAGAUUAUUAAAAGAUGGAUUUAAGGAACCAUUUAAUUUAUAAUUUGUAGAAUAGGCAGAAUAGAGGUUUAAGGAACUUAAAUAAUAACAAAUUGAAGAUAUCAAACAUGUAAAGGAAGUAUUAACAUAGAAUGAGAAUAAAAGACAUGCUGAAUAGAGUCAUAUAUAUCAAAGAUUGAUUUAAUCUAUCUUAUAAACUAAAUUUAGUGGACAUCAAGCAUAUAUUGACAAAUUAUUGGAUAAUCCUGCUUAUAAAUGUUUAUUAAAAUAUAAAAAAUCAGUUGCAUCUAAUACAUUAGAGAAAGAUCAAAAGUUGUAAAUGGAAAUAAGAAAAUUCUUUACUAUAUACUAUAGUAAAUAAUUAAGUGGAGAUUUCUUAUAAAAAUUCUUUGAAAAUAAUAGAGCAAAUUAAAAUUAAGGAUCUUUUACUAAUGAUAAAUGGAUUAAUGUUAUUUGUCUUUUAAAGUAUUGUAGAUAGAUAGUUAAUCAAUGUUAAAAGUUUAAAAAGGACAUUCGAUUUGAAUGUGAAAAAUUAAAUUAAGAAAUAAAAACAUUAUCAUAUUAUGAAGAAGAUGAAUUUGUUAAUCCUUAAUUUAUAGUUCAAUCUAAAUUCCACUUUUAAUUCAAAGUUUCUAAUAAAUUAGAGCCAAUAAUUUAUGAAUACAAAAAAGUACCUAUUGAAAUAAAAGAAAAUGUUAAAGAAAACAAAGAAUCUAAUGAAAAUUAAUAAGAUAAUUCAAGGAACAAUAAUGAAUAAAUUACUGAACAAAAUACUCAAAGUUAAUAAGUUGAUUAAAAGGUAAUUAAAAAAAAAUAAGUUAAUCAUCAAGAUAAUUUCUAUUUCGAAGUUACUUUUAAUAUUUAGAAAAGCUCUAAUCCUAAUAAUCCAUAUCCUUUAGCUUAAUUAUAUUUGAAGAAUGCAGAAGAAGUAAUCAAGAGUAUUGAAACUAUUUAUUAUGAAAAUUACUUAGAACAUAUUAAUAAUUUAUGUUCAUAUCCAUAAUUCAAAGUGGCUCAAUUAAGUGGAUCAGAUAAUAUUGAUUAUAUUUAAUUGAAAACCAAAUUAACAAAGGAGAAUUUCAGAGAAUAUUAAGAAUUACAUUAUUCUAAAAACUUUAAUUUAGAUUAAACUAUAAUGGAUUUAGAAAUUUAUAAUUAUUUAUUUGAAUCUUAAGAUAAGAUGAAUCAUCUUAAAAUAUUGAAAGAAUUAAGAGAUGGUAUAGUUUAAACUGAAAGUAAUGAUUCUGAAAUAAGAGUUUAAAUCUGUAAUUAAGUUUGGUCAUUGUAUAGUUCUAGAAUUAGACCAGACAUCAAAUUGAAAUAUUAGGAUAAAUUAUAUCGUAAUCUUAUUUAAUAAUAUAUUUAGCUGUUCCUUAUAGUAAUUAUUAACCAAGAUAAAGAAAUACUUAAUAUAAAUAGAGUAUUUAAGUUGAUUAAUCAUUCCCAGAAUUAUAUCCAAUUGUUAAUUUGUAAGUUUAUCAAUAUAUUCCUGAUGUUAUGACUGAAGAAUAAUUUAAUUAAAAAUAUGAUCAAUUAUCAAUAAUCCAAUAAGCUUGUGUAAUAAAUAUAAUUAAUAUUAGUAUGAUUUGAAUUCCUAUGCAUAAUCAUUGGAUGAUUUCCUCACUCAAUCACCAAGUGAAGAAGAAUUAUAAAACUUAAGAGAUAUAGCACCAUAAAUAGUAUCAUGGCCAUUAAUAAGAUGUAAAGUUAAGAGAGAUAAAGGAUAAACUGAAGAAUAUAAAAUUAUACACUCACCAGAAUCACAUCCUUUAUAUAUGAUUGAAUAUUUAUUCAGUAAAGUUCAAAUACAAUUGAAUCAUUAACUCAAAUUUACAUUCAAUGUUUUGUCAUUUACUGAAAUUAUAUUAUUCAAAUUAACUAGAAUAAUAUAAUAAACUACAGGAAAAAGUAAUAAUUAUUAUAUCUAUUUAUUUUAGGAUGUAAAUUAUCAACUUCUACAAGUAUGUUGAAUGAAUGGGCAUUAUUAAAGAAAAUCUUAUUGAAGAUUGGAGAUUUAAUUUUAGAAAAUGAAUUAGAUAAAUUUAGAUUCUAUUAUGUUGAAAUUAAUGAAGUUCAUCAAAAUUCUGUACAUUAAAUUAUUAAUAAUAUUUAGGUUUUCCCAAUUAAAUCAAAUAAAUUAGAAGGAAUGGAUGCUAUUUUCAGAUUUGGUUAGACUUAAUUCUAUGUCCAUUCAAAUGUUUUGAUUAUUAGAUUGAAUAUAGCUGUAGUUUCAGAGAAUGCUUCCUCUUUGAUCACUUAUAAGAAUACCAAAUUAAAGUCUUAUGAAUUAUGUCCCUUACUAUUUAAAGAGGAUAAAGAACUUAGAGUAAUUAUUUAUUCAAUUUUGUAGGGUUAUAUGAAUUAUAUAAUAACUUUGGAGGAUAUGCUUAAGUAAAUAUUUACCAAAAAGUGAU